Messenger RNA from Aspergillus calidoustus, 1392 nucleotides. The record is from the annotation of a GenBank genome assembly. Lineage: Eukaryota; Fungi; Ascomycota; Eurotiomycetes; Eurotiales; Aspergillaceae.
AUGUCGACUUUGGAGGAUCUCGACGACCUCGAGCGUGAGGAGAGAGACAAGAAGCAGCAGGGUGAUGGCGGCGACGGCAAGCAGCCCGGUGACGGCGAUGCUGAGAUGAAAGAUGCCGACGCAAAGAAGAAGGAUGAGGAGGAGGAGCUUCUAGAUGAAGAGAUCCUUAGUUCAAGCACAGCGGACAUUGUGAAGCGGCGGCGAAUGCUGGAGAACGAGCUCCGUAUAAUGAAAAGCGAAUACCAGCGGUUGACGCACGAGCAAAAUACGAUGAGGGAGAAGGUCAAGGACAAUCAGGAGAAGAUUGAGAAUAACAGACAACUGCCAUACCUCGUCGGGAAUGUUGUCGAGCUAUUGGAUCUAGACGUCGAAGCCGAAGCUGCUGAGGAGGGCGCCAACAUCGAUUUGGAUGCUACGCGAGUAGGCAAAUCCGCUGUCAUCAAAACAUCGACCCGCCAGACCAUCUAUCUCCCCCUGAUCGGCUUGGUAGACCAUGAGAAGCUCAAACCCGGCGAUCUCAUUGGUGUUAACAAGGACUCAUAUCUCAUCCUCGAUACCCUACCGGCUGAAUAUGACAACCGUGUGAAAGCCAUGGAGGUUGAUGAAAAGCCCACAGAAAAGUACACAGACAUUGGUGGCUUGGAUAAGCAGAUUGAGGAAAUUGUCGAAGCUAUUGUAUGGCCGAUGAAGGAAGCCGACAGGUUUAAGAAGAUCGGCAUCAAGGCACCGAAAGGUGCUCUGAUGUACGGACCCCCCGGUACAGGAAAGACCCUUCUCGCUCGAGCCUGUGCGGCAGAGACAAACGCUACCUUCCUGAAGCUCGCUGGUCCCCAGCUCGUGCAAAUGUUCAUCGGUGACGGAGCCAAGCUUGUCCGGGAUUGCUUCGCGCUCGCCAAGGAAAAAGCCCCCUCAAUCAUCUUCAUUGACGAACUCGACGCCGUGGGUACCAAGCGUUUCGAUUCCGAAAAGUCCGGUGACCGUGAAGUGCAACGAACCAUGCUGGAACUUCUCAACCAGCUGGACGGUUUCGCCUCCGACGACCGCAUCAAGGUCCUCGCCGCCACCAACCGUGUCGACGUCCUCGACCCUGCCCUCCUCCGUUCCGGACGUCUAGACCGCAAGAUUGAGUUCCCUCUCCCCAACGAAGAAGCCCGAGCCAACAUCCUCCAAAUCCACUCUCGCAAGAUGGCCGUCGAGGACUCGGUCAACUGGGCCGAGUUGGCGCGCAGCACGGACGAGUUUGGCGGUGCCCAGCUAAAGGCCGUCUGCGUUGAAGCUGGUAUGAUUGCGCUCCGGAAAGGAAUGAGCAAGGUCGGACACGAAAACUACGUCGAUGCCAUUGCUGAAGUCCAGGCCAAGAAGAAGGAUACGAACAUGGGUAUCUAUGUCUAA